ACAUAGAGACAAAAAGGAAAACGCAGUCCACACACACACACACACCAACUCACACUGGAGAAGAAGACAAACUUUGAAUUUUGAAGUGAGGGAACAGUUUCAUUUCCGGGAGGACGACGGAUUCGAUUAUUCCGAUCGAUCAUGCCGUCCGGUGCGAAGAAGAGAAAGGCGUUGAAGAAGAAGAAGCAGCAAGAAGCGAUUGGAGCUAGUACGAACAGUAAGGGUUUUAAUGGCGAUAAUCUCCAUGGGCAUAAUGAAGAUGGAAGCCAAGAUGGGAGGGGAAGUGAUAGCAGUUUGAGUUCCCCUGGUUCUCAAGGAAAUGAAGAAUUUGGGAAAAAAGAUUCACCUGCUGCUCUAUCGUCUGGGAUGGUGAAAGGUGCUGCUAAAGAGAUAUCUGGAGAUGCAACGGUUACUCAGGGACUUGGACCGAAAAAUGGCAGUCCUAUUGCGGCUGAAAGAGGAAUGAAUUACCCCAAAAGUACCGCCAAACAUGUAGCUUCUGGUAAUUCGGAAAUCACUCCUGUCGUUGAUUCUGUCAAACCUGUGGUUUCUCUUUCCAAAGCAGUGGCUUCUGAAAAGAUAGAGCAUGUUGAUAAGACCUCAACACACUCAAGUUUGGUCAAAAAGAAGUCUGACGAAAACAAAGAGUAUCAUCCAACUCCGGGACUGGAAAAUAAUAAUUGUAAGGUGCUUACUGUUCCAAGAUCUUCUGCUGAAACAAGCAAAAAAGUAGAGACUGUAAGAAACUCUGAAGCUCCAGUAUCCUCUGAGGGAAAGCGUCCUUUGCUGCCUGGUCCACCAGUUGUCCGAAGGACUUCAUGGCUAAGCUGCUGCGGUCUGUUUGAUGCUAUGACAGGAUCUGAUAGAUAAACACAGAAGAGCAGGGGAUACAUGAAGGUGAAUGCGCUUGACAGCCAAAGCUUAAAGACAACCGAAAGAAACAGGAUUUACGGUCCGUGCACUCUUCUAUGUACAUUAUGUCUUUGAUAGAUGAUAAUGUGGGCGGCUUUUAGAAACAUACAAACAAGACCAAACAUCCUUGAUAGGGUCAAAUUUCGUUUUCUUUUAAUUUGAAAUACAGUCUUCUUUUGUUCAUUAUAUGGAUCUUAGAUUUAUAAGACUAAAUAUAGUUCUAUUUUUCUGUCUA
This is a messenger RNA of Capsella rubella, 1147 nucleotides long. RefSeq lists its product as uncharacterized. The coding region runs from base 142 to 870 and encodes 242 amino acids. The transcript is spliced from 4 exons. The record is from RefSeq and is a predicted model, not a curated record. NCBI's taxonomy places the organism in Eukaryota, Viridiplantae, Streptophyta, Magnoliopsida, Brassicales, Brassicaceae.